AUGUAUUUGUCUCUCAUCCUAGCGAUAUUAUCUUCAUUCUUAGCUUUCGUCCUCAUCUGUGGGUCGACCAUAAGUUUGUUUGCUAUGAAUACGAACUCAGAAGUAGUCGGAUCAACUACGUCAGAAGAAUUAUCACGGGAAAACUCAGGCUCGUCAGGGAAUAAAAUGGGUUUCUCGGAGGUUGUUUCACGACAAAGAGAGUUUUUUCGUGCCGGUGAGCCAGCGAAAAUCGAGAAUCGAAAGAAACAACUGCUUAUUUUGCGUAAACUAAUCACUGAGAACUCGGACACGCUUUGUGAAGCUGUCCACCAGGAUCUGCGGAGGGAUCCACAAACAACGUACUUCCUCGAGAUCGGCAAUGCUAUCGUUGAAAUCGACUACAUGUUGGACAAUCUGGUGGAGUGGAGCAAACCUGUUACAGUGAAAAAGACUUUCGCAAAUGCUUUGGAUCAACCAAUGAUUGUCAAAGAUCCCUUGGGAGUUGUUCUAAUAAUCUCACCAUGGAAUUAUCCUGUGUCAAUGAUCCUAUUGCCACUCAUAGCUGCAAUCGCUGCGGGAAACACCGUUAUCAUCAAGCCUUCCGAGGUCUCCUCUAACACAGCGGCAACUUUCGAGAAAUUGGUGCCAAAAUAUUUCUCACCGGAGAUGGUUGCUGUCGUCAAUGGUGGUGUUUCUGAAACUACGGAACUACUGAAAGAACGAUUCGAUCAUAUUCUCUAUACUGGUUGCCCACCGGUAGCGAAAAUUAUUAUGGCCGCUGCUGCGAAGCAUUUAACACCUGUUACCUUAGAAUUGGGUGGGAAAUGCCCCGUCAUCGUGGAAGACGACGCCGACAUUGAGAUCUCGGCUCGUCGUAUCGCCUGGGGGAAAUGGAUGAAUUGCGGUCAGACGUGCUUAGCUCCGGAUUACGUCCUCGUAUCCGCUGCAGUUAAACCGAGGUUGGUUGAUGCUAUGCGACGAUACAUUGGUGAAUUCUAUGGGACUGAUAUUAAAGCCAGCAAGGAUUAUUCCAGAAUUAUCAACCAAAGGCAUUUUGAUCGUAUCAGCUCACUUCUGGACUCUACCGCAGGCACUGUGCUUUUCCAAGGCGGAGCGAACGAUCGCAACGAUCUUUUCAUUCCACCAAUUAUUCUAGAUGUGAACAAGGAUGAUCCAUUUAUGAGUGAUGAGAUCUUCGGCCCUGUCCUUCCUGUGCUAACAGUCAAGGAUCUUAGCGAAGCUCUGGAUUACAUCAACGAUGGGGAAAAACCUCUUGCCGCGUACAUUUUCACUCGUAAUGAGUCAAAAGCUAAACGACUUUACACAGAGACUAGCAGUGGUGGAGUCACUAUCAACGAUGUUGUUAUGCAUAUUACAGUUGAUACAUUACCGUUCGGUGGUGUUGGUAAUUCUGGUAUGGGACGAUAUCGUGGAAAAUACGGAUUUGACACUUUCACUCAUGAAAAAGCAGUUCUAAAGCGUGGAUUUUUUGGAGAAGCCCUUCAAAAUGCUCGAUAUCCACCAAUAACUGAAGCGAAGUUGAGAACAUUAGCUCGGCUAACCGGGACUCGUCGUCCGUUCCCAUCGAUACUGAGCUGGAUCACAGGGAUUCCGGUAAUUGUCGUCUCAGUCGUUAUGGGAAUGUUUAUGCAGAAAUACCUUCGACUUUUGAGAUGA
Messenger RNA from Necator americanus (New World hookworm), 1656 nucleotides. RefSeq lists its product as uncharacterized. Gene Ontology annotation, cellular component: cytoplasm. Gene Ontology annotation, molecular function: aldehyde dehydrogenase (NAD+) activity. The transcript has 15 exons. The coding region runs from base 1 to 1656 and encodes 551 amino acids. Gene Ontology annotation, biological process: aldehyde metabolic process. The record is from RefSeq and is a predicted model, not a curated record. Lineage: Eukaryota; Metazoa; Nematoda; Chromadorea; Rhabditida; Ancylostomatidae.